This is a messenger RNA of Amphiprion ocellaris (clown anemonefish), 5161 nucleotides long. It is a transcript of the gene grik1a, whose product is annotated as glutamate receptor, ionotropic, kainate 1a. Gene Ontology annotation, molecular function: kainate selective glutamate receptor activity; transmitter-gated monoatomic ion channel activity involved in regulation of postsynaptic membrane potential. Gene Ontology annotation, biological process: synaptic transmission, glutamatergic; modulation of chemical synaptic transmission; monoatomic ion transport. The record is from RefSeq and is a predicted model, not a curated record. The transcript has 16 exons. Bases 322 to 2973 code for a protein of 883 amino acids. NCBI's taxonomy places the organism in Eukaryota, Metazoa, Chordata, Actinopteri, Pomacentridae. Gene Ontology annotation, cellular component: plasma membrane; kainate selective glutamate receptor complex; postsynaptic membrane.
CACUCCCUCCAGUUUCUGCCGCCUCGGAGGCGCACAGACUGGUGGUCACUGUGGCUCACCCAUUUCCCCCGCAGCCAUUUUUUAUUUAGAAGAUGUAACCUUGAUUGAUCUUGCACAACAAAGUUGGAUCCGUGUGACUUGCCGUCAACAUUUCUCGUUUCUUUUGCGCUACGGAGUGAUGCGCAGUGGAUGGAUCGCGCUGGGAAUAAAACUUGGGUUGCGCGCUGGCGUGGCACGUCAGUUGUGUCCGCGCUUGGAUAGAUAGAGGCUGUUUCUUUCUGUCAUGGUCUCAACAUUCGCGGUGAGUUCGCCUGGAGCACUAUGGAGGGAAGAAAGAGACUUUUCUGCUGUAUUCUCUUCGCGGCGCAGCUUUGCCUGAGCUCGGCACAAGUCCUCAGAAUCGGUGGUAUCUUUGAGACCCGAGAGAGCGAGUUGGUGAGCAUGGACGAGCUCGCUUUCAAGUUUGCUGUGAAUAACAUAAACCGCAACAAGACCCUGAUGCCCAACACCACUCUGACCUACGACAUUCAGAGGAUCAACCUCUUUGAUGGAUUCGAGGCUUCCAGGAGAGUGUGUGACCAGCUCGCUCUCGGGGUGGUUGCAGUGUUCGGCCCUUCUCACAGCUCCUCGGUCAGUGCUGUUCAGUCCAUCUGCAAUGCUCUGGAAGUCCCUCACAUACAGACACGCUGGAAACAUCCGUCAGUGGACAACAAAGACACCUUCUUCAUCAAUCUGUACCCUGAGUACACCGCCAUCGCCAGGGCCAUCCUGGACGUAGUCACAUUCUUCAAAUGGAGGAAGAUGACGGUGGUGUAUGAGGACAGCACAGGUCUUAUGCGGAUGCAGGAGCUGAUCAAGGCUCCAGCAAAGUUCAACUUGAAGAUCAAGAUCCGCCAGCUGACCCCGGGUAACCAGGACGCUCGACCGCUGCUUAAGGAACUGAAGAAAGACAGAGAGUUCUUUAUUAUCUUUGACUGCUCCUAUCGCAUGGCUGCAGAGCUCCUGAAGCAGCUUUCAUCGAUGGGGAUGAUGACCGAGUACUACCAUUUUUUCUUCACGACUUUGGAUUUGUUUGCGCUGGAUUUGGAGCCGUACCGCUACAGCGGGGUCAAUAUGACGGGCUUCAGACUGCUGAACAUCGAUGACCCGUGGGUGACUUCUACGAUGGACAAAUGGGCCAUGGAAAGACUGCAGGGUCCCAAACAAGAGAUGGGCCUGAUGGACGGAGUCAUGACUACAGACGCAGCCUUGAUGUAUGACGCAGUGUUUAUGGUCGCUGUUGCAUCCCAGCGUGCCACUCAGAUGACCGUCAGCUCCCUGCAGUGCCACCGCCACAAACCAUGGCGUUUCGGACCACGCUUCAUGAACCUUUUCAAAGAGGCACAGUGGGAUGGACUGACGGGGCACAUUGUCCUUAAUAAGACAGAUGGCCUGAGGAGAGACUUUGAUUUGGACAUCAUCAGCCUCAAAGAGGACGGCACUGCCAGGAUUGCCGUGUGGAACUCGUACAAGGGGAUGAACCUGACGGAGAAGUCCAGUCGAGACAAGAAUAACAAUGUGACAGACUCUCUGGCUAACAGGACUCUUAUUGUCACCACAAUACUGGAAAAUCCUUACGUGAUGGUAAAGAAGUCAGAGAAGGAGCUGGUUGGUAAUGACCGUUAUGAGGGCUACUGUCUGGAUCUUUUAAAAGAGCUCUCCAACAUCUUGGGUUUUACGUAUGAAGUCAGGCUUGUGGGUGAUGGGAAAUACGGAGCCCAGAAUGACAAAGGGGAGUGGAACGGGAUGGUCCGAGAGCUGAUCGACCAUGUUGCAGACCUCGCUGUAGCUCCUCUGACCAUCACCUAUGUUAGAGAGAAGGUCAUCGACUUCUCCAAGCCCUUCAUGACUUUAGGUAUCAGCAUCUUGUACCGGAAACCUAACGGCACCAACCCGGGCGUGUUCUCGUUUCUUAACCCUCUGUCUCCUGACAUCUGGAUGUAUGUGCUGCUAGCCUGCACAGGAGUCAGCUGUGUGCUCUUUGUGAUUGCCAGGUUUACUCCGUACGAGUGGUACAACCCACAUCCAUGCAAUCCUUCCUCAACUCUGAUACAGAACAAUUUCACUUUACUCAACAGUUUCUGGUUUGGCGUUGGAGCUCUCAUGCGGCAAGGCUCAGAGCUGAUGCCUAAGGCCCUGUCUACUCGUAUAGUUGGGGGCAUCUGGUGGUUCUUCACUUUGAUCAUCAUCUCCUCCUAUACGGCCAACUUAGCAGCCUUUCUGACUGUGGAACGAAUGGACGCACCCAUCGACUCGGCAGACGACUUGGCCAAACAGACGAGGAUUGAAUAUGGAGCUGUUAGAGACGGAUCCACAAUGACCUUCUUCAAGAAAUCAAAGAUCUCCACCUAUGAGAAGAUGUGGGCCUUCAUGAGCAGCAGGAAGAACACAGCGCUAGUUAAGAAUAACAGGGAAGGCAUCACUCGGGUCUUGACAACAGACUACGCCAUGCUGAUGGAGUCCACCAGCAUCGAGUACAUCAGCCAGAGAAACUGCAACCUCACACAGAUCGGAGGUCUCAUAGACUCCAAGGGCUAUGGAGUGGGAACACCUAUUGGUUCCCCAUACAGAGAUAAAGUCACCAUCGCCAUCCUUCAGCUGCAGGAGGAAGGGAAACUGCACAUGAUGAAGGAGAAGUGGUGGAGAGGCAACGGCUGUCCAGAGGAGGACAACAAAGAGGCCAAUGCUUUGGGCGUGGAAAACAUUGGCGGUAUCUUCAUCGUCCUGGCCGCCGGUCUGGUUCUGUCCGUGUUUGUGGCUAUAGGAGAGUUCAUCUACAAGGCCCGCAGGAACGCUGACAUAGAGGAGGCCUUUUGUUUCUUUUACGGGGUGCAAUCCCGUCAGUUUCAACGUCGCGGUUCCACCUCUUCCUCUGGCACCUCUUUGUCUACCGAUCUGGAGAGCGGCAGGCUGCUGGGGGAUGACACAGAGUAGCCGUGGCAGCACAUUUUCUACAUCACAUACUCACUCUAGAUGAUAGGUUUGUAACCAGUCAUCCCUCCCUCUGGCCUUGUUGAAAAUACCCCAGCAUUCCUUGCACCUUCACCUGCAGUUUCACCCAAUCCCGAUUACUCAACUUUCAAAACUUGACCCUCUGGAUUUACCUGACAAAUGUCUGUUUUGUGUUGUGUCUUGUGGUUGUUUUCAGCUGCGAUGUCAGUGAACUUUCCGGUACAACUUCAGGCCACAAUAGACUGCCAGUUUUAUUCUUGGUGUUGUGAAACCACUGAUACAUUCAGGCAACGUGGUUUCCUCCUCACACUCAGCACUAGAGUUUAAAUAACUGGGUCUUUUUUUCUUCAGUAAAACAGAAUUUUUUAGGGACUGGCAAGCUUGAAUGCAUCUUAUCUUAAUUAUAAGUGACCUCUCAUUUGCAUGCUCUCAUCAUAUGUGAGGAGCACUUAGCUGAUUGAAGCCUGCAAAUAUGGACUUUUAUGAUAGAAACACUUAAGACAUUAGGAAAGUGUAAGUGGUGUGUUUUUGUCCAAAAUUAUGAAAAUUCUGUGUGAUUUUCAAAUUGCAGCAUCUUAUUUCACACUGUAUAAAAAGUUCAGAGUGGUGCGAAGCUGUUUUCCUGCAUCUGGUUAAGUAGUUUUCCAAUAGAAGUUUUGGUCUCAGCAGACGUGUGUGUGUACUUAGGACGCCUUUUGGGAAAUCAAAAGAUAGGAAAAGUUAUUUGAAUAUUUUCCUUCUCAUUAACCUCGUUGGUGGACUGGUUUGGUUGACUGAAAUUCGAUUAACAGUGAUUGAACAACGUGUCGAGUUAAGAUGUCCCCUGACACGAACCGAGGGCCAAAAGUAAAGUUGUAACAUCAUAAAUAACCUUUGGUGACUGCAGACCGUUUUAACUGAAGUAAUGAUGGAUGGGACCACAGAGGAAUAUACAUUUCAAGGGCUUUGCUGGUCCCCUGAACUGACCUUGUCAUCUAGAUCCAUCCGUCUCUGAAGUAAAACCCAAGAAAAUAUUCAGUUAGGUAUGGCACUUAUUAGGUACAAAGAAUAACUGAUGCCACUACCACUGAAGGGCAUAAAAUCAGUUCACGUAACGAAUGCAUAUUAUAUAAACCCUUUAGUAAAGGUACCUGAUUUUGUGUUGUGUGUGUGUGUGUGUGUGUGUGUGUGUGUGUGUGUGUGUGUGUGUGUGUGUGUGUGUGUGUGUGUGUGCGUGUGUGUGUGUGUGUGUGUGUGUGUGUGUGUGUAAAGGUGAAAUACACUCAGAGUGCUACGUGACAAGAGUCUGUAACUCUGCGAUAUGACAAGUAAAUUAAUUUCAACUUCAUACUUGAUUUAGUUCCAGUCAGGCAUGGUUAUAUUUUUACAAUGUUCUGCUAAGUCCAAAGCAUAUAUAACUUCAGUCUGUGGUUUUUGGCAGCCUGUAAGGGCAGAAUUUGGAACACGGUAGGUUUUCUCCACCGAUGCUGAGUGUUACUGGUGUUCGUGGGAAACCCUGCAGGAAGCCACAUUUGGUUGAGAAGUCUUAGGUAAAGUGUGAAGAUAAAAGAAGAAGAUCUUCAGGUGUCCUUGGCUCUAAAGACCCAACAGAUAAACCGAAAACUUUGUGCUAGGAAUGAUGAUUUGCAAAAUAAAUUUUGUGAAACACACCAUCCAGAGGGAAGCAAAAAUAAACGGCAAAUAAGCAUGAUUGAAGAUUAAUGUGUUCAAUGCAAUGUAAUAUUCAGCAAAUUUCCUGGGGCUUUUCAUUUCAGACGGCCUUCUCUUUGAUAAUUUCAAAUUAUUACCAUAUUAUGAAUUCAUAGCUUCCUGCAGUAGGAUUCUGUACAGCAGACACUGCCCUUCAUCUCUUGUCUGUGUAAUUGGAUUUUAUGAUGAGACAACAGGGUCUUUUACAACUCCUUUAGAUACAUUUACACUUCAUGUGUGGUUUGUCAUUUCCGGCCAGCUGACUUGAGGUUAUUGGCUGCAUUCAGCUGCACCCUAACUCCUAGAAGCUGAUUCCAAUAAUUCCAUAACUUGUGCAGUUACAUAGCAGAGAUAUAUUAUUUUUAUGUUAAUACAUUCACAGCCUUUAAACUAAUGGCCAAAGUUCAUAGAGAUUGUGUUGGAUUUAUUGGAAAUAAUCUUUAUUGGUGUCUUAACCCAGGCGUGUAAUUAUUCAUCUCUU